AUGAUGAGCGAACUGGAGUCUAUCUCUAGUAUUAUCACAUCCCCUCUAAAAAAAGAGGUCUUUCACCCUCCAUGUCAUCCUCGCCCCUUGUGCGAAUGAGAUCCCACUUAUGUAACCUCAGAAUGAGGUCAAACUUUUAUCACUCAAUCAAAUUUCUUCAUCAAAAAAAAAAAAAAAAAAACUCUUAACCCUAAACUCUAAACCCUAAACCCUAAAAACCCCCCUUAGUGGGAAAGUUGCCACCGGAUCCCAUAAGAACUCCAGAGUUAAGCGUGCUCGGGUGGGAGCAAUCCCCGGAUGGGUGACCUCCUUGGGAAGUCCCCAGGUACGUGUGCAUACGUUGCAAGACGCUUACUGUGCAUGUGCUGAAAGGCACUGCUGCAUGAUCGUGCUGCCCAACACGUGUUAUGAACCCCUUCGUCACCAUGCUAAGAUACUCCCAGCUCCGAAGAAUGUGCCGAGAGGCCAUCUUGCCACCAUGCUGAGAGGCAUAUGUGGCAUCCAUCUCACUAUGCCAAGACGCCCCUAGUGAAGCUGAGAGGCACCCCUGCCACCACGCCGAGAGGCAUAUAUGUGGCAUCCAUCUCACCAUGCCAAGAUGCCCCCAGCUCCAAAGAAUGUGCCGAGAGGCACCCCUGCCACGAUGUCGAGAGGCACAAGUGGCAUCUAUCUCCAAAGAAUGUGCUUGAGAGGCACCAAAGUGCUUGGGCGUGUGAAGUAUCACGAUGGGUGACCUCUUGAGAAGUUCAGCCCAAGACAGUUAUCAAAAAAAAAAAAAAAAAAAAAAAAAACCUAAACCCUAAAACCCAACCCUCCUUAGUGGGAGAGUUGCCACCGGAUCCCAUAAGAACUCCGAAGUUAAACGUGCUCGGGUGGGAGCAGUCCCUAGAUGGGUGACCUCCUUGAGAAGUCUCCGGGUAUGUGUGCAUGCGUUGCGAGAGACGCUUGUUGUGCAUGUGCUGAAAGGCACCGCUGCAUAAUCGUGCUGCGCUGCCCAGCAUGUGUCAUGAACCCCUCCAUCACCAUGCCAAGAUGGGUGAUGGAGGCAUAUGUGGCAUCCAUCUCACUAUGCCAAGACGCCCCCAGCCACGAUGUCGAGAGGUGCAAAUGGCAUCUAUCUCCAAAGAAUGUGCCUGAGAGGCACCAAAGUGCUUGGACGUGUGAAGUACCGGGAUGGGUGACCUCUUGAGAAGUUCGGCCCAAGACAGUUAUCCAAAAAAAAAAAAAAAAAGCCCUGAACCCUAAACCCUAAGCCCAAAGCCAUAAACCCUAAACCCUAGACUAUUCUUGCAAAAGAUCCCUUUAUGGGCUAUUCUUGCAGGAAGGAAGGAUUUUAGAUGUUGUUGCCCUGAAAAUAGAGAAACUCCGAGGUCAAGCAUGGGUUGUAUUCAGUGAACUUACUGCUGCGAGUACUGCAGUUCGCCAGAUGCAGAACUUUCCUUUUUAUGACAAACUAAUGAGGAUACAGUAUACCAAGAUGAAGUCAGAUUGCAUUGCUAGAGAGGAAGGCACAAAUAAUCCAAAGGAGAAAAGGAAGAAGCAAGAAGAAAAAGCUGAAAAGAAGCGGAAAGCCAAAGAAGUGCAGCAAUCUGGAGCUGCCGACGGCGGUCCUCAUGCUGAGAUUAAUGGGGCUUCUCAAGCAUUCCAAGGGAAGCCUGGCGGCACCCAAGACGCCGUCACCACCCUGAACAACAUCCUCUUCAUCCAGAACCUGCCUCAUGAGACAACAAGCAUGAUGCUCCAGAUCCUCUUCCAGCAGUACCCCAGCUUUAGGGAGGUCCAGAUGAUUGACGCCAAGCCCAGUAUCACCUUUGUUGAAUUUGAGGAUGACGUCCAGUCCUCCAUCGCCAUGCAGUCUCUCCAGGGCUUCAAGAUCACCCCCCACAAUCCCAUGGCCAUCUCCUACGCCAAGAAGUAA
Spirodela intermedia is the source of this 1918-nucleotide messenger RNA. The record is from the annotation of a GenBank genome assembly. NCBI's taxonomy places the organism in Eukaryota, Viridiplantae, Streptophyta, Magnoliopsida, Alismatales, Araceae.